AUGUUGGUUACACUUGCCGCCUCGUUGGCGGCAUUCGUAAUCGUUUCUGUCAGAGGGAAGGACCUCUAUCAGUCACAGAAGACUAUACUGUGUCCUCGAGUCGACUCCAGGGUCAGUCGUGGUAGUGAUUCUGUUGAGAUUGCGAAGAAAAAUAGAGUAAGUGUCGCAGAGGCGCCCAUUAUCAAACGCAUCGAUACCCGUAAGGUAUCGCUCAAGCCUGAGGAUGUCAAUUCACCGUCUUCCCGUUUGAAUUCCAGCGAUUUAUCCGGCGAUAUGUAUAAAGAAAAUGGUGAAAGACAGUUACAAAGAAGAGUUUUGGCUGUAGGUAGGUGCAGCUCUGUCGGUUCGGACAAUGCACUUUAUAAACGCGUGAUUGGUAGUGUUAUAAAGAACAAUGGAGUAAAGAAUACGACUGCUGAUUUGGACAAUAGAGUGGUGGAUGCCUCAACCACCCCGUUCACUUUCUUCGAUAGUGGCUGGGCCACUGAGAGAGUACUGCCGCUAACAGUUGCGCAACGUCCAAAGUAUGCCAUUGGGAUGCGCCAGACAUUCCCUAUCCCAUAUUGUUCUAUAGUUCCACAACCAAGUGUUUUCCGUGUAAUGGGUAACCUUUUGGCAUCACUGAGGCUGCUGUUGAUCAACCAACGUCCACCAUACAGUGAGAACCCUUUGGCACUUUUUUGUAUGGCAACUCUGUCGGCUAUUCCAUUGUUUGUUGUGCGUUUUGCAAGUUUGCCGCCGAUAAUGGAUCUGUUAAGAAAGCGUUGGGCGUUCCAGGGUGAGUGUGGUGACUUCACCGUUGAAGAGGUUUUGAGUGGUAUGAUUACUGUACUCACGGCUGAAUCUGCAUUAAAGUUAGCAUUACGUGCAUGGUUUUACGGUCGUAAUGUCCAUUGGGAUGUAAUGCUCCCGACUAAACUUAGCAAUUUGGGUCGUGGCCUAUCGCAUUAUUUCUCCUUUAUACCAAGAGCCAUUAGUAUUUUGGGCGGUGGCAUUUUGGGUGGAUAUUGGAAUGCCGAAGUGUUACAUGGUGUGGUACACGUAUUGGUCCACGCUGCCGUUUUUGCAAGAUUGGCGUUGUUUACAGCUGUACAGCAUGCCUUCUUCAAGGAGAACUACCACACCGCUGCCUUCCUCCUAAGUCCUGUGGUAUCACAAUUGGCUUCUGCGGUUACUGCUUUAAUGUGUGCUAUAUCGAGUGCAGCAAGUUUGGGUACUAUGUUGAUUUUCAAGAACUUCGCAAACGCUGUUGAUGUGGAGCAUCUCCUUGAUUCUACAGGGUUCCGCACUACUGAGAGUCAAGCUGCAGCUACCAGCUAUCUUCGGAAUGCUCUGCAUAAUAUCCCUAAGUUCUUCAAAUCGGACCAUUUUGAUAUGCUUGUGCAGUUAACGUACUACCAUGACUAUUUAGUGCGUUUGGUGCCCCGUGGGAUAGAAUGGCCGUUGCUGUUAUUGCAUUUUUCUAUGGCCCUGAACUCCAACUCUGCUGCAGGAUUAUACCUUGCCGUGGUCAACUUGGUCUAUGCUGUUGUGAACCAACGACUGAGUACCUAUGAGCGUUCUAUUCUAACUCGUGACAUCGAUGAGAUUGUCCAAGAAUCCCAUUAA
Messenger RNA from Babesia sp. Xinjiang, 1608 nucleotides. RefSeq lists its product as uncharacterized. The coding region runs from base 1 to 1608 and encodes 535 amino acids. NCBI's taxonomy places the organism in Eukaryota, Apicomplexa, Aconoidasida, Piroplasmida, Babesiidae. The transcript has 2 exons. The record is from RefSeq and is a predicted model, not a curated record.